CUCAACUUACAAAGAUAACAGGAUUAAGAGAUUAAAGUAAGACAGGCAUAAGAAAUUGUAAAAGUAUUAAUUUGGGGAACUGAUAAAUGUUCAUAUUAAAACGAAAUCUUUGCAGUUUAUGUUCAGAGAUUGCAGUAAAGACAGGCAUAAGAAAUUAUAAAGGUAUUAAUUUGGGGAACAGAUGUAUGUCCAAGAAAUCUUCACAAUUUAAGUUCCUCUACUGUGGCUCCAGCCAGUCCCUCUUUUUGGGAUCCCUGACUUCCCGCAACAAGUGGGAGCUGGGAACAGGCAGGAGCCCUGCCCCUUUCUGAGUUUAUGGGGUGGGACCCCACCCUCUUGGUUGCAGCUGCAGCUGCCUAACCAUGGCUGCAGACCUGGGCAUCCCUGAACUCUUGGAGGCCCAGGUAGUCCUCCCUGACCCCAAAGGCUCAAAAGUCUCUCCUCCCACUCCCUGGCCUCUCCCUGUUCCUGGUGCCCACUCUAAUUUUGGAGAAAAGUUGAGGCUGAGCCUGGGUGCUGUCACAAGCUGGCUAGGUGUGCACACUUGGAGCAACUCUAACAUGCUAGACACCUGACACCUCACCCCCUUCUGGACUUUUGGUACUGACAGGCAUGUGAGGGAGGCUGAGGGGGGCUGAGGGCAGGUUGGCAUGGGCCUGCACGUGCCCCAUGACACAAACAGCCUGGGUUCCAUGGACAACAUCAUCGAUGGUGGCAGGAGGUAGACAGGCUUCUGGGCAGAAAGGGGUACAUCCCUGGUGAAACCUCACCUUCAAGCCAAGGAUGACCUGAAGCAUGGGGGCUGGGCUUUCAUUUCCAAGCACAGUUUGUGGCCUGGAGUGAGAACUUAUAAUGCAUUUUCCGGACCCACCCAUGGCUGUUGAUGAACUAAUAAGUGUACACCUCUACCCUUCUGAAGCCAAUAAAAACUCCAAACUCAGCCAGACUCACAGAGCUGUUGAGAUGACCAGCUGUAGGAAGGAGAUACCCAGUUCGGGUCUCCUCAACUUGUCCAGAUGACCAGCUUGUGAAAAGGAGCUACCCACUCUGGGUCUCCUCUCUGCUGAAUGUUGGACACUUGUUGGGACGACCUGCCUGUAGAAAAGAACUACUCACUUUAGGUCUCCUGAGAGCCAUUCUGUCACUCAAUGAAGCUCCUCUCUUCCUUACUCACCCUCCAGUUGUUUGGGUACUUCAUUCUUCCUGGACACCAGAUAAAAACUGGAGACUUGCUGAAUCAUAGGACUGAAACAGCUGUAACACAAACAGGGCUGAAGUAUGCCCCCUGCUUGCCACAUUGUAGGUGACAAGGAGAGAAGAGCUGCAGCCCUCAGCAAGCCCAGAACUAGGGGGUCCCUGAGCCAGUGUUGUGACACCCUCUUUGGGGCUCUGCAAUUUGUGAUAUCAUCAAGCUUUUGGGCACCAUUGUGUUCCUCUUAUCUGGAUGCGCGUGUCUGCAGUAGAAGCCAUGUGCAGUAUAUCAGGUCCGGUUGCAGCCUCGCAUGGAGAUGACAUCUGUGCUGGCAUCUGAAGCUGCCCACCCUGCCCCAGCAGCUGACAUGCCUGACUCUGUGCAGUGGCUGGACUCUGUGUUUGCUUGCUCACACAACCCUUGCCUCUCCACACCUGGCUCACCCUUGGUAGGUGUGGGAUCUGGAGCCAUAGCCAAGUGUAGCCUGCUGGGCCAAGUGGGUGGAAUGAGCCCAGUGAGCAUGAGCAACACUCAGGCAGAAGGUGCUGUUGGCCACAGAGCUUUCCAGAUGGUGAAGCAGCACACCAGGGAUCCUGACAAGAACACACAUAGGAAUAUCCACGAAUCUUAUACCUCACACUCCUAUUUCACUAUCCUUGUGUGUAUCAAGGACACAUGCUAAGGUCAAAUUGUAUGUCUUUCUACCUGAGAUUCUGUGCUUCUUCUCUCUAUAAUUCUUAUCUUUCGUACACGAGGCAUUGUCAAGAUAUUGCAAGUUUUACUGUGGCCCACAGUUUGGUUUUUGCAUCCCUGCCCUUUUUUGCUGAGCCCUCUGUUUCCUUACUUUCUUUAUGCCUCUAUCUGUGACCCUACAAAGCUCUUAACCUCACUUGUUACUGUUCUGUGACCUAAAUAAGAGUAUGAAUGAAUUCUAUUAUUGACAGGGAGAAUGGUUGGGUAUGCAGUCCUCUGCUUGAAUAAAUAAUGUGUAAUGGUCACUGCCAUGUAUUUUGGAGGUUAAUUUCUGCCUCUCUGAGGUUGCACAAUUUACCUUGUCUGUGUCAACAUUGCUGCCUUACUCAGGGAUUGGUCCCCUUUAUCAAUUUUCAGUUUUCUUGCAUAUGAUCUAUCCAAUUUCAGCUCAAAUUUUCCAUAAGUUACAAAUAUCAUUUUCAGGAAAGAAUAAUAAUCUAAAAUAGUUUUCUGUUUUUCUGGUGGUGAGAGAUUUUAUCAUCUUAGGGAGAAUAUUGCUUUUUUUGGAAACUGUCUUUCUAAGCCAUCUUGAGGUAGGAAAAUACUGACAAGUUUUUGGUUUUAGUUAGUGCCAAGACUUCUAAAAAAGAUGAGAAAAAUAAUACAUAAUAGACAAGGUGAAAUUGUUUCUUCUGUGUGAGACAGAGAGUCAGAAAGGAAAAAGGAGACAUGAAAGGAGAUCAUGAUAAUAGUAUCAUGUAUCAGUUUCUAUGAACCUCAAGUCAUUGGUAAAUCAAAGACCAUCAUAAAAUGCUUGGGAUAUUUGAUUUUGGGUUGAUAUGGAAACUAAACAGAGAUGAAAUGCUUGAAUUUAGGGGCUAGAGGUAGAGGUGACAUGGAUAUUUUGAUUCUAUGGAUAUUGGAGAGGUUCUUAGACUUUCUCCAAAUGUGAAAUCAGUAAGGAUUCAAGGACAUUUCAACCUAGGGCACUGAGGAAGAGGAAAUUUCCAAAUGACAUCUGAAUUACCUAUACAUUCAGCCAAUCUCAGGUCUCAUUCUAUCAUGUCUAGCUCUUAUUUCUGAAGCUUCCAUAAUAAGAGUUUUGUAUCUACUUUAUAUUACCCACAGAUACUGGCUUGUGACCUCCCAGGGGCUCCUAAACUGGUAGAAGUUUCUAGUCUUGGGUUAGGGUGGGAGAUUCUCAUUUGAACACCGUUUGUAUACUCAGUUUAAAAUGAACAUAUGGAUCUGUUGCCUGGUUUCAUGAUUCUAAAAGUAAGAUUGGAUCAAUAAGAGGAAAGAUAGACAAUGCCAAUUACCUUUCCUUGUAUUUCCUUGUAUCUCUAGUCUAGAUUUUUAAAUUUCCUGGUUGAUUGCUUUUUCAAAAAAUAAAUUUUAUUUGAGGUUUACAAAAUAAUGCUAUGAGUUAUAUGUAAAUACAUAGGUAUAUAUAGAUACUAUAAUGGUUACUAUAGUAAAGCAAGAUUAUCAUAUUUAUCAUCCCACAUAAUUACCUUUUUUGCUUUACUUUUUAGUUCUAAUCUCUGCCCUGGCCCUGCCUAGAAACCUGUUUUCUUUGGAAUGAUAUCCCUGUCUGGAUCUAACUAGUCCUGAUAUAGACUGCAUUUAUAAUUCUGAAUCACUAAUUCUUUUAGUUCUCUCACAACUGCCUGUUUAUUCUGCAGUUAUAUAUCAUUGGUUACCAAAUUUCCAAGUCUUUGUGAUCUAGGACCCUCACUGGUAACUUUUAGGAUUAUUGCCCCUUGGUUCUGUUCUCUUGCUAAUGACAAUACUGCCCAUCGUGUAUUAUUACGUCUUCUGGGGAAUUCAGCAGUCCAAGUAACCUGUUUGAACUCUAUCAAGAUGUCUUCUCUUUGUUUCAUGCUUAUUCAAAAUCUGGGACUUUUUAAAAUCAAAUUACAGCUUCUCCUGUUUUUAUUGGGUCUCUUCCAAUUUUUUAAAAUGAAUUAAGGCUUCAAUGGAUAUCCUUCCCUUUGUAAAAAGGCAUGACAUUAUCUGGGUGCCUGCCAGUGAUUAGACCCUCAACAUUCCGACUGAUUUUGGAAAGCAAAAGAAAAAUCUCUGCGAUGAAGGGGCUCUCUGGAAUUUUGCAUUGUAUAAAGGUAGAAAUAUCUUUGUCUGUUUAGUGACUCACAAUGUGUCUAUUGCUUUAUUGUUUCAAAGCUUCCUGGCAUAGCUUGUUUUAUGGACUAUCUUGAUGAGUAAUUAAUUACAAGUAAGUGGGGGUUUAGAAGGUGACAGAAAAACUUGCUUAAAAUGAUGCAAAACCAUAUCUGCCUAAGAAAAGCUAAAUUGUUUAAUUUGGAUGAGGAGUUGUAGGAAGACACAGGCUUCCCUCCAUUUUGGCCAAUUCCCUGCCCAAUUCCUGCCCUCCACCUUCCCAUCAGAGCCAAUUAGAACCAGGCAGUCACCAGUCCAUAAAAAAUGGGAUUCCAGGCAGGGCCAAGCAGGAAUACAAACUGAAGGAAUUAGAGGCCAAUGUUAGUCAUUCCUUUUACUUUUCCUUCAGCCACCAGAGUUUAGUCCAGGUAUGGCCAGGGUUCUCUCUUAGGCUUUCUGUUUGUACCCUCUCUUAAUUCUAAGUUCAUUAACCAGUCCAAGCUUCUACCUGUUACGUGGCAUCCCAUUUUCUCUGGACUAGGCUACUCCCUUGCUCUAAUUUGUUCUCUAUAUGUUUUGUCAUUGUACCAUUUCAGCACGUACAAAAGUUUUCGCUAUACUCCUUAAAAUUAUCCACUCACAAUCCCAUCUUAUAUGCUAUUUCAGAUAGAAGAAGGCUUACUGAAAGAAACCCACAGAAUUCCAAGUAUAUUAUAUCUGCCCAUAGCUUUAGGAAAAUAUAGCUACUGCUCUUCCAGUUUAUUGAUUGUCUGCCUAUCAUUGGUUUCUACUAAGAAGUAAAUGUGUUGGGUAGUGGUGAGAAGGGAUGUGUCUUUCGCUUUUCCCUCUUUUUCUCCUUGAAUAUUCAGAAACUAUUUCUUUUUCUGACUCAGAGGAGCAAGAAAUCAACUGGGAUAAUGGAGUGGGCAAAGGAGUAACAAGAAUAAAAAUCUAUUUCUCCAGCUUGCUUUACAAUCAGCAGUUUUAACAGAUAUUUAAUAUCUUAUAAUAUACUAUUCCAAGAGAAAGAACUUGCAGUUUAAGGAAAUGUUUUGAAAAAUGAGUGGUAUAAUCUCUCCAUGUUUUAUACAUCCCAAAUUAUCAUGUUUGACUACUAUAAAGACUAUUAUAUUCAAUAUUUUUGGUUUAUUUGUCAGCAAGACUAAGGUCUUUAUGUUUUUCUUAUCCCAGAGAAAUGCAAGUGGGAUGUCAAAGUCAUAUUUCUGUUCAUUCAUAUUCAUAUUUAACAGGUUUAACAUGUUACACAGUGUGGUAGUUUCGUUUCACAAACAUGAGACUAGUUCCAGUUAAUAUAUACAGUAACAUUUUGAGAAUUAAUAUUUCUCUUUUAUAAUGCCUUGAGCAUCACACAGUUAGCAAAUAGCAUGCAGGAUUAUAACAGAGGUCAGUCUGACUCAAUCCAUUACACUACUUUCUCAAGGUGUCUGUGGAUUAUCACAUGGAUCAUGAGGGUAUCAAAUUUCGAGCCUUUCUAGUACGGGAUUCUGGAAGUCAAUAAGAGUAGAUUCUAGGAUGUAGUUAAGAUUAAACAAGUUGGGCAGGCAGUUACUAUGACUCAGCAGACUUGCAGGGUUUAGGACCUAGCAGUUCAGAAUCAGCUAAAAUAGUCCCACAGAGCAGACUGAGCACAAAGCUUUGUUAUUGUUCAUUUUUGUUUGUUUGUUUUAUUUUGCUAUGUAUGAGCCUUGAUGCCUAAACCUGUUGUCAGCAAUAUUUUCAGAAAGGGCUUAGAAUAUGCUUGACUGUGGUGCUAUGUGAAACAGUGUCUGGAACAAAGUCGGACUGGCUCAAGACAAGGAACAGUGCUAGAGAGUCAUUCUCAGGAAUUUAGGAAGAGAAACCACAGCAGAAGCAGUGGCCACACAUGGGACACCAGAAAGAUGCAUAGAUCACAAGCAGACGAAAUUCCAGUAGGACAGAUUUCAUAAACCAGUUCUAGAGAAGUAGGCUAGGCAAGCCUCAAAAAUGUAAAGUAGAGACGUGGAGUGACAUGCCCACUGGAAUAUCUUGUAAACAUCUCAAAUUAGAUUUAAAGGUGUGGGUGGAUGAUUGACAAAAGUCUGGGUUAGCUGCUAGAUUUCACUCAAGCAGUGUGGAAAAACUCUAGUCUUUCCCAGGUUCACUUACAGAGUUUAGGGCUUUCUGACCACAAGAGAGGGACUGAUACUGACUUAGUCGUUGUUAGGGCAAUUGAUCCUUUUCUGUUCCUAAAAGAUCUUUACCAAAAAAUUUUAAUGUUGCCUCCACAAUAUUCCAUUUCAAUAAUGAGAAAUAUUCACUCUACUAACCUGCUCAGGCCUCCAACAGUGUGAGGACCACCUCAUUGGCUCUGGCCUUCCCUUUGAGAAAUGUCAAAUCCACCAUGCUUCUUAUCUUUAUCGUUGUAGGCCAUUCCAUAAUGCAAACUCCUGUAGCCCCUCUUCUCUUGGAUCCUUUCAUGCCUUUUCUCUUUCAUUUCUUUUUUCUCAUAUUCUAUCUAUUGACUCAGGAUGCUCAUUCUAUAUACAUUUACUCUACUCCAUGUUUUCACUAUAUUUAAAUAAUUAUCUUUUUUCUUUUUUCCUGUGAUGAAUAAUCUCAUUUGUUGAUUUGGUUAGGUUAUGGUAUCCAGUUGCUUGUCAAACAGCUGUCAGACAAAGGUGCUUUUGUGAAGAUGCUUUUUAGAUAUGAUAAACAUUUAAAUCGGUAGACUUUGAGUCAAGCACAUUACCUUCAAUAAUGUGGGUGAGGCUCACCCAGUGAGUUGAAGGCCUCCAGAAAAAACAACUGAGGUCCCCCAAGAAAGAAGGAGUUCAGCCUCCACUUGGCCUUUGGACUCAAGGCUACAUCAGCACCUCUUCCUUGGCUUUGCAGAUCGCUGGCCUGCCCUGUAGAUUUCAAACUUGCCAACUCCCACAAUCAUGGGAAGUAAUCCUUUCAAAUAAGUCUCUUUCUAUGUGUAAACAUCUUAUUGGUUUUGUUUCUCUGAAAAACAUUUACUCAUACAAUCCCUUAAAAAAACUUGACUCUGCCCCAUGGAAAUCACCUACCUUGUGGGUGUCACUAAUUGUUACUGUUUUUGCUCUCCCACACUAGACCAAAGAGCCAGGAAUCUGUCAGCAUUCUGAAGCUCCCAUAUACUUCCCACUUCUCUUCUUGUCAGGCGUGAUGGAGCCUGCAUUUUCCUCUUUAUCUGGAUACUUUGUGGCCAUUCUUCUCUUACAGAUAACAGUACUCACCUCAGCGCAGUUCACUGUGAGUAGCUCUAGGAGUCACCACGUGGUCAUGGUCGGCAGCCAGGCUGAGCUCAGCUGCCGGCUGUCCCCACCACAGAAUGCACAACUCAUGCAGGUGGGCUGGUUUCGGGAUCGCCAUUCCCAAAUGAUUUACCUGUAUGAAGAUGGGGAAGAACACUCUGGAGAAGGCAUUCAGAAUUACAUGAAUCGCACAGUGUUCCUGAAGGAUGCACUAGAAGAAGGCAAAAUUACCCUCCAGAUUUACAACGUCACUGUUUUUGAUGGUGGGCAGUAUCACUGCUUCUUUAAAGAUGGCCACACCUAUGAAGAAGGCAUUGUGGAUCUGAGGGUGGCAGCUGUAGGCUUGGGUGUGCAGAUUAAUGUUCAGGUUCUCAACACAGAGGGGUUUGUGGUGGAGUGUACCUCAGAAGGGUGGUUCCCACAAGCCCAGAUGGCGUGGACAGACAGCAGUGGGAAUGUAAUUCCACAUUCAUCAAAAUCUUACUCUCAGGAUGGAGCUGGAUUAUUACAUUUGCAGAUGACUAUUCUUCUAAAAAAUAGCACCCAUGGUCCUGUAACUUGCUGCUUUUACAACCCAGUCACUGGUCAAGAGAAAAGGGCAGGUAUUGUCAUAUCAGAUAUCCUGUUCAAAUCAGAAUAUAUGUCAUUGAUGUCACAUAAAAUUUCAUAUCCUUGGAUAUAUUUGAGCAUUGUGGUUGCUCUUCUGUUUCUCAGAAUAAAAGUUGCACAGAAUAUAAGGUGUGUUCACCUUGUGUUUCAGUGUCUACCUUUCCUGAUGUAUAUUGGCAUUUUGCCUAUCUAUUUACAAUUCAGGAAAAGAGUCUCUGUUUCAGAUGACCUGUUCUUAUUGUAUAGUAUUUGGACAGAAGAUUUAUGCAUAAUCUUGGGUAUUCUAAUGUUAUUCUUCACCCUACUCAUUUUUGUUCUACUUUAUACUCUGAAAGGAAUGCCACAGUUUCAGAUCUUACCUUUAAGUGUUUAAUCCACUUUGAAUUGACUUUUGUGGAUGAUAUAAGAAGAGAAGUGUCCAACUUCAUUCUUCAUAUAUGGAUAUUCAGUUUUCCCAGGACCAUUUAUUGAAGAGUCUAUCUUUCCUCUAUUGUGUGUUCUUGAUGUCUGUAUCAAAAAUUAUUUCACAAUAUAUGUAUGGAUUUAUUUUGG
This is a messenger RNA of Chlorocebus sabaeus (green monkey), 8424 nucleotides long. Its product is annotated as selection and upkeep of intraepithelial T-cells protein 1-like. Lineage: Eukaryota; Metazoa; Chordata; Mammalia; Primates; Cercopithecidae. Gene Ontology annotation, cellular component: external side of plasma membrane. The record is from RefSeq and is a predicted model, not a curated record. Gene Ontology annotation, molecular function: signaling receptor binding. Gene Ontology annotation, biological process: regulation of cytokine production; T cell receptor signaling pathway.